Molecule: messenger RNA, 1932 nt
Organism: Podarcis raffonei (Aeolian wall lizard)
Lineage: Eukaryota; Metazoa; Chordata; Lepidosauria; Squamata; Lacertidae
Product: vomeronasal type-2 receptor 26-like
Exons: 5
Coding region: 1-1932 (643 amino acids)
Biological process (GO): G protein-coupled receptor signaling pathway
Cellular component (GO): membrane
Molecular function (GO): G protein-coupled receptor activity
Source: RefSeq, a predicted model, not a curated record
AUGAAUGAGAACCCCAAGAUCUUGCCCAAUGUCACUCUUGGAUUCCACAUCUAUGAUAGCUAUUCUGAUUCAAAGAUGGCCUACCGAACCACUCUGGAUCUGCUCUUUAAAUCACAUCACUUUGUCCCCAACUAUAAAUGUGGCAUUCAGAAAAAUGUAGUAGGAGUCAUUGGGGGACUUAGCUCUGAAACCUCCUCAUCCAUGGCAGAUGUCUUCGGUCUUUACAAGAUUCCACAGAUUUCAUAUGGUUCAUUUGAACCAGCCACAAAUGAUCAAAUCAAACGUGGUUUCUUCUACCGCAUGGUCCCCAAUGAAGAUCUUCAGUACAAGGGAAUCAUCCAGUUACUUCUGCUUUUCGGAUGGAAAUGGGUCGGGCUCAUAACUCCAAAUAAUGAAGCUGGAGAACAUUUCUUGCAGAUCAUUGAACCAAUGCUUUACCAGACUGGAAUCUGUUCAGAAUUCACCGAUAAAAAUGAAGAACUUCCACAUUUCACUGGUAACAUACUGGAUAUGCUGGAUGACACAGGGAUUUUGACCCCAGCUUUCAUAUCAAGCAAAGCAAAUGUGGUUGUUAUAUAUGGAGAAUCUAUUUUUUGGGUAACUAUUGCUAUAGAGGCAAGGAAUAUGAUUCAGCUGCUAUUGCCUCCAUCUAAGAGGAAGCAACAUGUAGGAAAAGUCCACUCAUUGCUACAAAGGAUCUCAUUCAACAACAGUGCUGGGGAUGAAAUCACAUUGAAUGAACAUGGAGAAAUAGCAGCUGGCUUUGAUAUUAUAAACCUGGUCACUUUCCCAAAUAAUUCCUAUGUCAGGGUCAAAGUCGGAAAGCUGGAUCCUCAGGCCCCUCCUGGCAAAGAACUCAUCAUUAAUGGGAACGGAAUCCAAUGGCACAGAGUCUUCACUCAGGUGCCACCCCUUUCAUUAUGUAAUGCCAACUGCCUUCCUGGUUAUGAGAAGAAAAAGAAGGAGGGGAAGAAGUUCUGUUGUUAUGAUUGUGAUCCAUGUCCUCGUGGGAUGUUCUCAAAUGAGAAGGGAUUGGAAACCUGUGCCAGAUGUCCUCCAGAGCAAUAUCCAAAUGAAGAGCAGAAUCAGUGCAUUCCCAAGAAACCACACGUCUUAGGCUUUGGGGAAACUUUGGCCAUUGUUUCAACUUUCUCUGCGCUUUUAUUCUCUCUUAUCACAGCUAUGGUACUUGGCAUUUUCAUUAAGCACCGGGACACUGCCAUCGUCAAGGCCAACAACAGAAGCCUCACUUACAUUCUCCUCAUCUCCCUCCUCUUGUGUUUCCUCUGCUCCUUGAUGUUCAUUGGAAUGCCUAAUAAGGCAACCUGCCCACUCCGACAAACGGCUUUUGGCAUUGUCUUCUCUGUGGCCCUCUCCAGCAUCUUGGCCAAGACUAUUUCAGUGGUUUUGGCAUUCAUGGCUACCAAGCCAGAUUCCACAAUCAGGAAGUGGGUAGGCAAAAAACUGGCCUAUUCCAUUGUCCUUUCCUGCUCUGUGAUUCAAGUAGGAAUCUGUGCCUCCUGGUUGGCAACCUCUGCCCCAUUCCCAGAUGUGGACAUGCACUCAAUGACUGAAGAAAUUAUAUUCUUAUGUAAUGAAGGGUCAGUUCUCAUGUUCUAUUGCGUUUUAGGCUACAUGGGCUUCCUGGCCAUUAUCAGCUUCACUGUGGCCUUCUUAGCCAGGAAGCUGCCUGACAGCUUCAAUGAAGCCAAGUUCAUCACCUUCAGCAUGCUGGUCUUCUGCAGUGUUUGGUUCUCCUUUAUUCCCACAUACUUGAGCACCAGAGGAAAAUACAUGGUGGCUGUGGAGAUCUUCUCCAUCUUGGCUUCCAGUGCUGGGCUGCUGGGUUGCAUCUUUUCCCCUAAAUGCUACAUUAUUGUGGUGAGGCCUGAGCUGAAUAACAGAGAGCAGCUGACACGGCGAAAGACGUAA